Messenger RNA from Patiria miniata (bat star), 1614 nucleotides. RefSeq lists its product as uncharacterized. The transcript is spliced from 2 exons. The record is from RefSeq and is a predicted model, not a curated record. Lineage: Eukaryota; Metazoa; Echinodermata; Asteroidea; Valvatida; Asterinidae. The coding region runs from base 442 to 1419 and encodes 325 amino acids.
AUUUUUGUUUUUCUCCGUUUGUUUAUUUUAGCCCACAAGUUCCCCCAUAUAAAAGCUGCCACAUUGUCAUGCCAGAGUCAUUAUUACCCAGCAGACCAGCAGUGAGACAACUUAACAUCAUAUACAUGUAGUCAUGUAUUUCCUCCUACCUGGAGAGUGUCUUCCUAGCUGUUUCUUUUGUCUGCUAGUCCAGUCAUUGUUUAAAAAGCUAAAUCGCGACAUAAUCAUUGGAACCAGGUUGUUUUCUCUAGUGAUCCAUUUUUCUACGUUACAUUUUUGGUGCCGGAACCCGGGAUGAUUAAUUUUCUUUAGGAAUUUAGCCAUUGAUGUUUUUUUAGCUGGGACAUUUUUUUUCUUCUUUGAAAGUUUUUUUUUUAAAUCGAAACCCACACAGUGCUUUUUGGUUAAUGAACUUGAGAAGUGCAGGAUGACUAAAACACCAUGACGGAGGUCCUGACUAUCCUUCAGUUGUGUGGGUUUGACCCACUGCCCACCAGCUCUAACCACGUCGACCAAGUGCCGUUAGCUGAACCGCAGUUGAGCAUCCUACAGCUGCUGCAACAUCAAACACACAUGCAACAAGUGAUCGUACAGCAGUUUCAACAAAUAAACACAUUGAAAUCGGUCCUCAGCCAAGUUAUCUGUGAGCAGCAACAACAGAGGCACUACAUUCAAAGUCUGCAGUGUGCCCUGCACCAGUCCUGGCCAGUUCCAGAAGUCCCCAUCCCUCAGCCCGUUCCAGAUGUACCCGUGUUCCCAGUCUCCAUCAACGAACCAGAGCCCAAGAUUCCAAAAGAAGCCCCUCGUGUCCCCCAUCGAAGACAACCAGUAGUCCCUACCGUUGCCCCUACCAGUGGUCAGUCAAGCCAGGGUAUUGGAGGCAUCCGAUGUAGCCACAGUCACCGUCUGCGCCAAGGACAGCAACAAGAUCCUGCCAUCAGGAAAGUGGUGGAACUUAAACUGUCAAAUCCUAUGAGGAUCAGCCAGAGUACAAAGGCACGUCAACCUAAAUCGGUACAACGACUACUGAAUGUCUGGGAUCGCCUGGAUGUGGGAGGUGGCUUACUUUUGUACAGAAGAGGAGAAGGCAAGGGAAAUUCUGUACUGGUACCAGUACUACCCCGCAGUUUAAGGGACAGAGUACUGUGCAGUUUGCAUAAUAGCAUGGAGACAGGAGGAUACGGCCAUGUCCUGAAACAAGUGAGGGGGCGAUACUUUUGGCCCAGCCAGCACAACGACACCAUGCAAUACAUGAGGCAGCACCUGAAGAAAGUGAAGCAGCAUGAGAUGACAACCAAAGCUCCCCCUUCACAUGAGUCCCAAGAUGUACCUUCUCCAGCCGCUUUUAGAGUCAUUUCCUUUAGUGCUGUGUGGGUUUCUCCUUUUUUUUCUUCUUUGGGUUUUAUUAUUUUAACUUAGUUUUUUUUAUCAAAUUGUUAAUUUUUUUAUCCCUGGCAAAUUCUUUUGAGUGUUUUAUACGUUGUUGAUCCUGAUUGAGAUUUUUUGCCUUGAAGUAUUUCUGGAAACUAGUUUUUGCGCUUAAGGAUAGAAAUUGUUUUUUUUGUUUGUUGGAAGUAUUUUUUUGAGACUAAAUUAAAUUUUGUGAGAAGUCUA